AUGGCGAACGGAAGGAAAAAACGUCAUCAUCAGCGUCGUCGCCAUGACGACCGAUAUGAUGACGACGGAUUUGAUAAUCCGCAGUAUUAUCGUCCGGAAUACCCCUCGCACCAUGACGAGAGAUUUAGCCACAAUGUUUAUAAGCCAGGCACGGCUUACAGAGACGAAUAUAAGGACCCCAGACACUACCGGGACGGAGCUUCUUCAACAGAAUCUAUUCUGUCGCGGGGAAAAAAAUCCCAACUGGCCAAAGUUUUGCUUAUUGUUGCUGUGAUUGCGAUAGUCGCCAUAGCCGUGAUAUGUGGAAUUGUCAUCUACCUAGGUGACAUCGAAUUUACGAUGAGUAUGAGAGCUCCUAACACGCCUUGGAACUCAGAUCUGGGGAAUCCUAGCAGUGAUGCCUAUACCACAAUGGCUAAUAACUUCAAAGCCAUGAUGGACGCUGCUCAGAACAGUGGGCCGUAUAAGGAUAUAUAUGAUGGUACGGUGGUGAAUGGAUUUAGACAAGGUAGUGUCAUUGCGGAUUUCACACUGAAAUAUAAGGACAAUAAGCUGCCUGGAGUAGUCGGAUCUGGUGUUAACCCACCGAUAACUAGUAGUGAGGUGAAAACCAACACCCAGACGUCCCUGCAAACCCUACAACAGACGGCCGGUUCUACCCAGCAGUUUCCUCUCCUAAACGACUUUGAACCAGCCUCCAUGUUGUCAACCACUCCAACUACAACCACUCCAACAACCACCACCCCAACAACAACCACCCCAACGACAACAACACCAACAACAACCACUCCAACUACAACAACACCAACAACAACCACUCCAACUACAACAACACCAAAAACCACCACUCCAACAACCACCACCCCAACAACAACCACUCCAACUACAACCACUCCAACUACAACAACUCCAACAACCACCACCCCAACAACCACAACCCCAACAACCACAACACCAACAACCACAACACCAACAACCACCACUCCAUCGACAACCACUCCAACAACUACCACUCCACCGACUACUACUCCACCGCCCCCGCCUCCAAUACUGGAAUUUAUAGGAGAUGUGAAAGCGAACGAUACAAACUGGGACGACAACUUUGCUAAUGAAAAUACUACAGAGUACCAGAAUAUGGCCGGAAACUUCACAGAAAUGAUGGAUACCAUUUACAGCACCGGCAAUAGUUCUAUAAAUAAGUUCUACAAUGGAACAACCGUUACAGGUUUUACAAAAGGAAGUGUGGUUAUUGGAUAUAAAAUUAACUUCAUAAAUCCUUUAAGUGUAGCAACAGUUGGGGGAGACAAUACAACGACAGGUAGUUCAACCUCAAACUCAACCUCAAACUCCACGGAAAGCACAACAACUACCAGAGCUCCUAUACAACCAAUCAUCCAAAUACAAAUUACUGUUGAUGUGAUAAUAAAUGUAUUACAAGAGGCAUUCGAAGCCGCUUCUACUGGUGCCCUGAACCUUACCAUCUCAUUGGCCAUUAGCGAGAUAAAAUUACAAGCGGUAACAACAACGACGACGUCAACAACAACAACAACAACAACUACUACUACUACUACUCCGACACCGACCACUACAGAAGCCAACAGCCAAGAAGCUACUACAACGGCAGACAGAACAGUGCUUCCUAGCAUGCCACCAACAACCGUGGCGUCUCCCGUUGGCUUCUCAGUGAAAUACACACUGCUGAAUAUGACAUACAUUUCACGAUACAGUGAUAGCAGUAGCAUAGAGUUCCUGAUCAUGGCUAACAGUAUUAAUCAGGGUACUGCAGAUGUCAUCGCUAAUUCUAUCCUGGGGCCUAUUUACAUCAGUAACCAUGUCAGGAGUUUAUGGAACGGGAGUUUAGGAGUCGAUACAUUUUUGCUACUCCGACACGAUAAACUCUACGAUGGUACCCCCGUAACAGAAGAUUUGAUAAAACAACUAUUCGAAACAUCGAUGACUGCUGGAGGUAUUCCCUACGGAUACGUCGUAGCAUCCCGGGAAGCAGUAUACCCUCCAGCACCGACUCCUACAUCAAGUCCGACCAAUGCUAUAUACGGAGUGAACUAUACCCUGACUAACGUCACGUACCUGUCUCAGUACUCGGACAGGGAUAGUCUUGAAUUCACGACAUUGGCUCAGCUCAUAGAACAAGCGACUGCAGAAAGUAUGUUUGGCCAUCCAUUCAUGGGUACUGUUUUCAUAUCGACUGAAGUUGUCUACUUCCGAAAUAAGAGUAUGAAUUUAGGAAUUGAGGCAAAUCUAUUCCUAAAGGCUGACACAGUGAUGGUAAAUGGUACAACAAUGAAUAUAACAGCCAACUUUGUGAAGCUAUUAUAUGAACAACAGAUGACAAUGGGGAAUAUUCCAUUUGCGUCCGUCGAAGUAAAACGAAUAAGGACCCCUCUGGUUCCCCCAUCACCUGCCGUCCCUACUCCAGUACCGACCAAACCUUCACGCUACUUUUUCUAUGUUGUGAACUUUACCUUGACAGACUUUGUGUUUGUACCACAGUUCAAUGACCGGAGUAGUCCAGAAUCCCAACAGACUGCUAGGGAUAUCGAAAUGGCGAUUACAACCGGAAUUAAUUUUUCUCCGUUUUCUACAAUCUUCAACUCGACACACGUUUUAGGGUUUUGGCCCGGGAGUUUGGGAGUGACGUCACUUCUGGUACUUAAAGACAAUAUAGUUGUAAUCUAUGGCGUACCUCACAACGUAACGGAAGAAUUAAUUCGGUUGGAGUACGAAAGAAUUAUGACUUUAGGAAACGUGUCCUACGGAGUGGUCAUUGUAAAAGAGUCAACUUUGCCUCCAACUCCUCUGCCAUCUGUUACUGCCAGACCUACUCUCACUCCAGAAAACCACACAGAUACUGUAAUCUUUGGAGUGAAUUAUACCUUGCUGGACGAGAAUUACACAUCUAAGUAUCAGGACAGGAACAGCACUGAAUUUGGUAUCAUGGCUUACACUAUUGACAUGUUGACUGCAGGAAGUUUGUCUCAAUCCAUUUUUUACGACGUCUUCAUAUGGAGUUCAGUCUGGUAUUUGGGGAAUAAGAACGGGAGUGUAGGUGUGGCGACAGUCUUGUUUCUGAAAGAUGACUCAAUUGUUAUGAACAAUGUUAAAGUCAAUGUAACCGAGGACUUGGUGGCGAGAGUGUACAUUGGUCUAAUGAAUGAAGGCAAUGUCUCCUACGCUGACAUCUCAGUACUAAGAAUAAAGAUCCCUCUGGUUCCCCCAGCACCUGCCGUCCCUACUCCAGUACCGACCAAACCUUCACGCUACUUUUUCUAUGUUGUGAACUUUACCUUGACAGACUUUGUGUUUGUACCACAGUUCAAUGACCGGAGAAGUCCAGAAUCCCAACAGACUGCUAGGGAUAUCGAAAUGGCGAUUACAAUCGGAAUGAAUUUUUCUCCGUUUUCUACAAUCUUCAACUCGACACACGUUUUAGGGUUUUGGCCCGGGAGUUUGGGAGUGACGUCACUUCUGGUACUUAAAGACAAUAUAGUUGUAAUCUAUGGCGUACCUCACAACGUAACGGAAGAAUUAAUUCGGUCGGAGUACGAAAGAAUUAUGACUUUAGGAAACGUGUCCUACGGAGUGGUCAUUGUAAAAGAGUCAACUUUGCGUCCAACUCCUCUGCCAUCUGUUACUGCCAGACCUACUCUCACUCCAGAAAACCACACAGAUACUGUCAUCUUUGGAGUGAAUUAUACCUUGCUGGACGAGAAUUACACAUCUAAGUAUCAGGACAGGAACAGCACUGAAUUUGGUAUCAUGGCUUACACUAUUGACAUGUUGACUGCAGGAAGUUUGUCUCAAUCCAUUUUUUACGACGUCUUCAUAUGGAGUUCAGUCUGGUAUUUGGGGAAUAAGAACGGGAGUGUAGGUGUGGCGACAGUCUUGUUUCUGAAAGAUGACUCAAUUGUUAUGAACAAUGUUAAAGUCAAUGUAACCGAGGACUUGGUGGCGAGAGUGUACAUUGGUCUAAUGAAUGAAGGCAAUGUCUCCUACGCUGACAUCUCAGUACUAAGAAUAAAGAUCCCUCUGGUUCCCCCAUCACCUGCCGUCCCUACUCCAGUACCGACCAUACCUUCACAUUACAUUCUGUUUGAAGUGAUGUUCAUAUUGACAGACGAUGUGUUUAUAAUACAAUACAGUGACACCAGCAGUAUCGAAUUCCAAACGACGGCCAGGGAUAUCGAAAUGGGGACUGCAUACGGCUUGAAUAUUUCUGCUUUGGCUGGUAUCGUCGAUUCGAAUAAAGUUUUGAGUCUUUGGAAUGCUUCCAUGACCGGAAACCCGAGUUUGGGUGUGACGUCACUGCUUAUCCUUAAAGACGAUGAAGUUGUAAUUAACGGGUUGACGUUAAACAUAACAGCACAACUCAUUCAGUCUGAGUACCAAAGAGUUAUGACUCAAAUGAACGUCUCCUUUCGAUCUGUAAAAGUUGUUCCUUAUCUGACUACGACGAAGAAGCCAUAUACCACAACUCCUGCAUCGCAAGACGAUUGUGGAGAUCGGUAUCGGAAAGGCCCUUCCGGAAUAAUAACGAGUCCCAAUUACCCUAGCUAUUAUCCUAAUGACGCCCGCUGUUACUGGCUAAUUGAGGUUGGCCCCGGUUACAUCAUUGGUGUGAAAUUCCAGACCUUCGACACGGAAAGUACCUUUGAUGUCCUUGCUAUAUAUGAUGGCAUGAACGAGUAUGAUCCGUUGCUUAGAAAAUUAAAUGGAACCAUCCUGCCGCGAGACGUAUUCUCAUCAGAUCGAUACAUGUUCCUGAAAUUCACCUCGGAUGUAUCAAUGCCUCGUUCGGGUUUUUCACUUUUAUAUUCACAAUUCCAUCGAAAUACUUCUUUACCCUCUUCGACGUCACGACCAAUUACAACAAUUCCUUGGACUACUACACAUAGCCCAAGCACGGAUUGUGGAGAUCGGCAUCGGAAAGGCCCUUCCGGAAUAAUAACGAGUCCCAAUUACCCUAGCUAUUAUCCUAAUGACGCCCGCUGUUACUGGCUAAUUGAGGUUGGCCCCGGUUACAUCAUUGGUGUGAAAUUCCAGACCUUCAACACAGAAAGUACCUUUGAUGUCCUUGCUAUAUAUGAUGGCAUGAACGAGUAUGAUCCGUUGCUUAGAAAAUUAAAUGGAACUAUCCUGCCGCGAGACGUGUUCUCAUCAGAUCGAUACAUGUUCCUGAAAUUCACCUCUAAUGGAUCAGUAACUCGUUCGGGUUUUUCACUUUCAUAUUCACAAUUCCAUCGAAAUACUUCUUUACCCUCUUCGACGUCACGACCAAAUACAACAAUUCCUUGGACUACUACACAUAGUCCAAGCACGGAUUGUGGAGAUCGGUAUCGGAAUGGCUCUUCCGGAAUAAUAACGAGUCCAAAUUACCCUAGCUAUUAUCCUAAUAACGCCCGCUGUUACUGGCUAAUUGAGGUUGACAACGGUUACAUCAUUGGUGUGAAAUUCCAGACCUUCGACACGGAAAGGAAAUAUGAUGUCCUUGCUAUAUAUGAUGGCAUGAACGAGUAUGAUCCGUUGCUUAGAAAAUUAAAUGGAACUAUCCUGCCGCGAGACGUGUUCUCAUCAGAUCGAUACAUGCUCCUGAAAUUCACCUCGGAUGGAUCAGUACCUCGUUCGGGUUUUUCACUUUUAUAUUCACAAUUCCAUCGAAAUACUUCUUUACCCUCUUCGACGUCACGACCAAUUACAACAAUUCCUUGGACUACUACACAUAGUCCAAGCACGGAUUGUGGAGAGCGGGAUCGGAAAGGUCCUUCCGGGAUAAUAACGAGUCCCUUUCAUCCGUUCGAAUAUCCUAAUAAUGCCCACUGUUACUGGCGUGUUGAAGUCAAUUCUGGAUUUGCCGUUAGCCUGAGAUUUGAGACCUUCUACACAGAAAGUUGCUGUGAUUACCUGUAUAUCUAUGAUGGCAUGAACGAGUAUUCUCCCGAAAUUGCAAGUAUGAGUGGAAGUUCCCUUGGACCAGAAUUACUAUCAACAGGCCGCUACAUGUUUCUGAAAUUCACCUCUGAUGGAUCAAUAACUUACAGAGGGUUUUCGGCAAUAUACGAAGAAGUCGAUCCACCACCUCUCGUUUGCGACACCAGUGAAACACUGUGUCCGAAUGGAUCCUGUGUCGGCCUGCAGAAUCUGUGCGAUGGCCAUCGUGACUGCCAGGACGGAUUUGACGAAAUGUAUUGUAACAACACAGAUUACUUUGGGAUGAAUGAAAUAUCUGGAGUUCGCGUGAUUGGCGGGACAUGUAUGGAAGGUUUAGUUGAAGUGAAGGGAUCGUGCGAUGCCUGGGGGUCCAUCUGUGACCGCUACAGCAUGUCGAUAUCCGAAGCCAGGGUCAUCUGUAGCGAAUUGGGAUUUGAUCCGGUGAAUGCAAAGAUGUUACCCAGCAUUGCAUACAAUGGAAACUCCGCUGCCCCUGCACUUGGCUAUUUACACUGUAACAAUGCGACAGAUUUGGAAGAGUGUUCCUAUCCCUUGUUUGGAUUAGCAUCCUGUCAAUACACGGCAAGGGUGUCCUGUGGGAAAGUUGGUUAUUCCUGUACGUUUGAGUAUGACGAUUGUUUCCUGUCUCCGUCUGCCAGCAAUCAAUUGGCCUGGUACAGGUAUAAUCAAGAUAAUUUCAACUACGGCCCAGGAACGACUCCACCUGGUUCCCAUUACUUCUAUGCUCUCCCUAUCUAUCAGUACAACGGACAGGGCAUUCUGGAAUCUCGUAAAAUCGCAAUAGGUAUGGAAAUGUGUCUAUCUUUUUACCUCUUUAUGGGGGGAUAUGAAAGGAGUUCCUUCCGUGUGUUCUAUAAAAUGGAUGAUUAUUUAGAACACAACCUUCUGUCCAAAUCACGUUACCAAACCUUAAAAUGGGAAUUGCACGAGAUCAACAUACCAAAACAGAACACAGAUGUCCAGUUAUUUUUCGAGUUCACAAAGGGAUACUAUGGUGGCGUAGAAGCCAUUGACAGUGUGUACUUGUUCCCCGGAGCCUGUGGAUCCGAUCCAGACUGGUGUCAUGGCGGAGCUCUGCCUAACAUUAACGGCACCAAAGGAAACACUACCCUAAGCACGUCAAGUCCACCAGUCUUCAACAGCACCACCACACCUAAACCCAUGUCUAAGGGCACGCUCAACUGUACAUUUAGUUACUAUGACAUUUACUCCGAAAGCUGUCCUUUUAAGAACAUGGACAACUUGACAGGAUGGUCACUUAGUGUUGAUCGGCCUUACUACUACAAUGGUUUACCGGCUGAUCACACCACGGGCACAGGAAUGUUUAUGUAUUACUAUGACUCCAGUGGACAUGAAACUCAAAGCUCCGAACUGAAAACGGAACCAUUUUUAUCGGACAGUGAGCAGAUGCUGGAGUUUUACUUCAAUAUGAAUGGAUCGGGAGUAGGGUCACUAGAGGUUGCUGCCGGUACCGCUUUCUGGAAAAUUUCUGGUAGCCAAGGCAACCAUUGGUACUUUAAUUGUAUCAAUUUGCCUCCCAAUGAAAAUAUGGAGAUUGUGUUUAAAGGCAUAACGGGACAUUCAAACUGGGGCCAUAUUGCCAUUGAUGACGUUAAAUUGUCCAAAGGAAAAUGUCAAUUUGGUCUGGAAGCUGGAACAUGUGGCUUUGAUCAACCCAUAAAAUGCGGUUACUCCACAAGCUGCAACUGUCCUAAGGAUACCGACAAGUUCAAGUGGUUAAGAGGCUCCGGGAGGACAGCCACUGAGGCUACCGGACCAUCAGGUGGUGCAGGGUCAUCAGGAAAUUCCAUACAGCACCUGUGUACAUUUGAGCCGGGGACUAGCUGUUUCCUGACCAAUUCCACAAGUUAUUACUGGACUGUCCGGAGUGGCUCAACACCAUCUUCAAGCACUGGUCCUACCAGCGCCUAUGAAGGAGAUUUCUAUACCUAUACUGAAGCUAGUGGCUACAAUAAUAGACUAUUUGGGAUGGAGAGCAGUUACAUCUUCAGUGGACUCUACUGCCUGACGUUUCAUUACCACAUGUACGGCAGCUAUAUGGGAUCUCUGUCAAUUAAAACCUAUCAACAAUACCAGUCAUGGUAUUCGCUAGAGUGGGUAGUGAGAUAUUCGCAAGGCAACUACUGGAACUCUGCACAAGUGGAAAUAUCUCGCUCAGUCCUAUAUAAGGUCGUUAUAGAAGGAGUGACAGGUGCAGGAUUCCAGAGUGAUAUAGCGCUGGACCAGAUUCAGAUGUCUCCUGGGGCAUGUUCCUCCUACUACUCUACUACUGGAACAGGGACCUAUAACUCAGGUUCCUAUUUGUAUGUGGAUGCUACAAAAGGCAACAGAGGCGAUCAUGAUACAGCUUUGUUCCCACCAUUUAGAAGCGGAUUCCAGUCACUGACUUUUUACUCACACAUGUACGGGAGACAUGUUGGUACGCUUAAUGUUGACCUAAUAUCAGAAAAUGGCACAUCAACAAACUUGUGGUCAAAAUCAGGAGAGGUGGGAAAUGAAUGGAAACGUAACUGCGUAAAUUUUCCUCCAUAUGAGGACAGAUCGUCGUUAGCCUUCAGCGCUAUACGUGGUGACGGAGUUCUCGGUGAUGUGGCAAUCGACCAACUGACAGUGAGUGAAGACUACUGCCCAGGGCCAAUUGAAUGUGACUUCGACAUGUCUGACUGUGAUUAUGUGUCCGUGUCAGAUGUAUAUAACAUGGGCUGGGUCAGAGUAAAUCCUCAGACCAGGACAUGGCCACCAUAUCGCGAUCUAACGGCCAUGGAAUCUGAUGACAAGUCUUCAGGGUCAGCCUUUUUGUCUUACGCUAAUCAAGCUUACUUGAGAUCAGGAUCAUCAGCAUGGUUGGUUUCUCCGUUUUUCGAUGCAUCGGAGUAUAGCAGUUUCUCCUACUUCUUUGCGAAGGGAGUUAACUCUCUUUUUAAAGUGGGUAUUCUACCUGGAGACCAAAUUGUAAAAAAUGAGACAUUAAGUGACAUCAAAAAGAACCGCUCGGACCUUGUAACCAUACUGGAGACAUCUCGAGCCAUGGCAGAAGAAUGGCGCUUCAUGUGUGUUAGCCUAGCAUCCGUGUCAGGAAACGUUUCUGUCGUGUUUAUAAGUGAAUUUCGCCAAGGAAAUAUGACGGAUUUUGUUUACAUAGAUGGUGUCAGCAUGAAUAAAGGUCCUUGUCAAAAGGGUAUCAUGGAGACUGGUCGGUGUGACUUUAAGAACUUAUUUGAGUGUGAUUUUGUGGUUUAUCCCUGCAUAGAAGACGGCUAUGUUUGGGAACUUCAACAGACAAAUCACUCAUCUGUCAACUCAUCAAAAACACAACCAGAUAAUGUCAUGUAUGCUGAUGCGUCCAAUGGAGUCAGAGAAGAUGCAACAUGGGUCAACUUUACCGGCACUGGUGGCUUCAAAGCAGGACAAUCCCUACAGAUGGAGUAUCAGUUCUACAAUGAAGGGGAUUCAGUACUAAUGUUUGGGGUCGGAAAUCAUGCCAUGGAGCUGAGAGAGCGUGACUCGCUGAUCUCCUCCAGGAGAAACUUAUGCAUGUCACUGCCAGACGAUGCCAAUGAGGAGCUGUUCUUUGCCGCCAUGAGAGGAGAUAUGCCGAGGGGAGACAUUGCUGUGUAUUCUGUCAGCAUUGAUGACAAAGGAUGCCCAGAAACCUCAGCCAAUUGCAGUUUUGAUGCCGAUAGCGGUUCUUGUGGGUUCUGGCAGGAUGAUGGUUGGACAUUAAAACAGGAUUCUACUGGAGAAUCCUAUCUGUCCUUGAGAACACCUGUAUAUAGUGCUCAUAAUAGAAAGACAAGUCUGAUUUUGUCGCCUGCUGUGUCCAUGGAAACUAAUACUUCUUGUUUGGAGUUCCGGUACAUGAUGAAUCCCAUGAACAGUAGGUAUGACCAGGAGAGCAAAGUCUUGGUAUACCUGGAGUCCACGGACACAUGGGAACGAGUUCUAGCCUUUGAGACAACAAUUGAAACAGGAUGGAAGGUUGAAACUAGGUGGCUUCCUGUCCAGGUGUCGGAUAUUGCUUGGAAAGAUUACAAGGUUUACAUUGGGGUAACAAUUGACAACUAUGACGUCCAGUACGGAAUAGAUGACGUUACAGUAUACCCUGGGAAGUGUAAGCCUGUUGUGUGCCCGGACAACAUGUUUGCCUGUGCCUCCGGGACUCAGUGUAUCCCAAUGUCUCUGACCUGUGAUGGAAACAAGACGUGUGAGGACGGUGACGAUGAAGACAUCAAUAUCUGUCUUCCAGACCCUGUGUUGGACUGUGACUUUGAACAUGGCUAUAAAUGCGGAUAUGCAAAUUCCCCCAACGUGGAACGGUUUUCACUUUACGGUAUUAGUGAUACCCCGGGAUUCUCCAUGCUUCUGAACGCAUCUGACCCUCAUGAUAGUGCUUCACUGAUGAGUCCCAUUGUGAACGUGACAGAGCAAUCGUGUCUCUUGUUUCACACUAUGGGUUUCAUUUCUUACAACGGCUAUUAUGGAAAUGAAAGUGCCACUUUACUAUCAUUGGACGUUAAAACCAAUGGAAUUGCCAGCCUACGAGAACUUUCCUUAGAUACACUAUACUACUGGUCAAGAGUUGCCGUUCAGCUCCCUAUAGGAAGCUAUUAUGUUGAAUUCCAAAUUGCAAAAAAUACCUCCAUUGAGAUACCUAUUGCCAUGUCUGCUAUAGACAACAUAAUGGCAGUUCCAGGGCAAUGCAAAGACAUCCCCUGUGGUGAUAGCGAGCUCAGUUGCGGUGACUCAGAUAUGUGUGUUGGUAAAUACCUUGUCUGUAAUGGUGUACGCAAUUGUCCAAAUGGGGAGGAUGAGGAAGAUUGCGCGCGAGGCAUCUCCUGCACAUUUGACACACGUAGAAUUUGUUUAUACACCACCGAUGGAGAACCAGAGGCUUUAACAUGGGAACGAACCCAAUGGCUAUCUGCUCCUGAAUAUGGCACCAGUUGGAACAUUACUGACCGUGAUAACCCAGGGAAAGGAAGCUUCAUGUCUGCUGGUUGUUUUGAAAGCUUUUCACAAAACAUGACAUUAGAAAGCAUUUCGGAGUACCACUAUAAUGUUCCGACAAUGUGUUUAAGGUUUUCGGUAGCUCAUCUACAUGUCACAGACUACUCCACGUCUCACCUUCAUGUACAUAUAGUGGACUAUUACACCAGGACGGUACACAAACGUUCCCAUCAUUACAAGGACAGUAUAAUUUGGACACAGGAGGAGAUUGAAUUUGAUAGAUACUACGUCUACAACAGUAUCCGUGUGAUAUUCAAUGCGACUACAUUCCUAGCUAAAAUAGCAUUGGAUGAUGUCAGUCUGGCCAUGGGACCCUGUAUAGCCAAUAGCUCAAAUACAACCUCCAAUCCCUGGCCGAGGACAACAAUUCCCUACACCACUCGACCACCAGUAACCCAUUGGUCACAACCUACCCCAACAAACACUGGAUCAGAAACUCCACCAACACCUUGGUUACCUUCCUUCUCACAAACCUGGCCACAACCUACCCAAACAACACCUGGGUCAGAACCAGAGCCGACAGCUGAGUCUGAACCUGAGCCGACAGCUGGGUCUGAACCUGAGCCAACAGGCGGAUCUGGACCUGAACCGACAGCUGGUUCUGAACCAGAGCCGACAGCUGAGUCUGAACCUGAACCGACAGCUGGGUCUGAACCUGAGCCAACAGGCGGAUCUGGACCUGAGCCGACAGCUGGUUCUGAACCGGAGCCAACAGGUGGAUCUGGACCUGAGCCGACAGCUGGUUCUGAACCUGAGCCGACAGCUAGUUCUGCAUCAACAACUCACGGAACCAAUCAUACAAGAUCAACUAUAACCAAUUGGCCAUCUACUACUUUAUCCACAACUCCGCCGCAAUCACGUAUAGAGAAAGUUGAAAUGGAGCCUGGCGGAAGGGUGGCUGUGACUUAUGAUGGUAUAAGAUAUUAUGUAUGUGCCUGGAUAUAUUCCCCGACCACGGACCUACUGUGCCAGGCAAUGGGCUACGAUUUCGGUUCACAGACAAGUUAUUAUUAUAACAGUUAUGACAGAUACCAUGCCAGUAUAUACUGUUACUCCGACAGACUAGAGGAGUGUAAUGUCUACCCAGACUCUUACUGCACAUCUACAGUCGUCCUCACCUGUGGUCAAAACACGGUGAAUUGUGAUUUCAAUACUACUUCGUCAUGUGGAUAUAACGUGAGCCAUCCGUGGCAGCACCUAUCAUCAGGUUCUGUUGGUAUAUACACCUACAGUACACAAGAAGGAGAAACCUACUCCCUAACGUCCCCACCGUUUACCACAUAUCGCCAGAGCAGUAUAAGCUUUCGAUACUCAGUCUACAACCGAAUGUCUGGAGUUCUAGGAUUGGCUGUAGGCUCUGAUAUCCUCUGGAUGUCAGACCCUGACUUGUAUGGUAGCUGGAAGUCUGUGUGUGUAGAUAUACCACCAAUGAAUGAUUCGUCUGUAGAGUUCAUGUUCACAGCAGGGGAAUUCGACUCUCAGCUUGUCUCCUACUACGCUCUAAUCGCAGAGCUGGAUGAUGUAAUGGUCUCCGAGACUGAAUGUCCAGGUGUGUUUCCUGAGAAUCCAUGCGACUUUGACUCUGAUCCCAAGUGUCCCUAUGAGGUGGCCCUGCCACCCUGCAUCUGGGAGCCAGCAACAGCUUCCAACAUCAAGCCAUAUAAAUGGAGAGUAGACAAGGGUUACGAAGGUUCUGGAAUGUUUGCUGAUGCUUUCAAUGGAGAAGAAUCAGACAUGACUGACUUUUUUGUGGGACCGGUGAACCUGACGGAUGGACAGUCUCUACGUUUCCAGUAUUGGGGAGGUGGAGGGAUGUACAACAUAAACAAAACAAGCACUUUACAGGUUCACCAGUCUGUACAAGAGCUGUUUUCUACAGAUGUACCAACUGACUACCAAUGGUAUGACAUAUGUAUACCAAUAACAGCCUCAGAGGAUGAUGCCUUUUUCCAUUUUAUAAGUAUUCGUGGCGAGGAUUAUAGAAUGAGCACGAGAUUGGAUAAUAUACGCCUUGAUAGUGAAAGAUGUCCACAUAAAGCAACCUGUAGAUUUGAAAAGACUGAUAUCUGUAAAUAUGAAGAGGAAUCUAAACAUCAGUAUAAAUGGCAGCAAGUGUUUUAUUGUGGAAACAGUUACGAUCAUACCUACCAGGACUACAGAGGCCGAUUUAUGUGUGCUGACCCUUGUCCUGUAAGCCAAACAUCACUCGUCGGAGUCACUGCCGAACUUUCUACACCACCGUUUGUAACCAGUAGUACAGAGCCCAUGUCUGUGUGGUAUUACUUUUUAAUGAACGGAAAAGGCCAUGAACGGUUUGAUGUUGAAUUCCACUCCAAGGAUACAGUAUCCAGGGAAACCUUCUACGGUGACCACGGUAACCAAUGGAACAUGAUGUGCAAUGACCUUCCGAAGAAUGCCAAUAUAUCUGCAGUGACGUUCAAGGCAACACAUGGUAGUGGUGGGUGUGACGGGGCGAUUGGAAUUGAUGAUGUCACAGUGAAAUAUGAAGCCUGCCCAGAACCUUUGGUGCAUAGCUGUGGAUUUGAGAAUCCAUAUUUGUGCCGAUUCCAAUCAAACUGCACACAAGGUUCGAAGUUUCAAUGGUAUGUUGCUCAGGCAAAUACCCCCUCUAUCAACACCGGACCAAUAGGAGAUGGCCAAGGACACUCUAAUGGAAGCUUCGCUGUUGUGGAAGGUUCCGUUGGAUCGGCUGGAGACGAGACUACAUUGUCUUUCGAACCAAUAGACGUCUCCAAAUACCGGAAUCCAGCAGUACACUUCAAACUUCACAUGAAUGGCCUACAGAUGGGCGACCUGAGGCUACUCGUUCAAGAUCAGGACUCUUCUACAGCUGUUUCUCGAACAUAUUCCGGCCAACAGGAUGAGAAUUGGAUAAAGGAAUGUGUACCGUUUCCAUCUAGUAGUAAUUCUAUCAUCAGCUUUACUGCCACACACAACGGAGGGAUGUUAAACGACAUAGCAGUGGAUGAUAUUGCUGUCAUGGAUGAUCAAUGCUCACCACCAACAGUGACGUGUGAUUUUGAAUCAUCCCCUUUCCUGUGUGGCUAUCUGAACAUAUCUGAUGGUCUAUAUGGGGUGGAGCCUUGGCACCAAGUAGACUAUUCCGUUCCCUCUGUUGCGGCUACUUUCGUCACCAAGAAUCAUACAGGCUCAGUUAUGUUUUCUGGUACAAGUAUAUCGCGUGUAACUGCCAAGUUACUGUCGCCGCCGUUCACCGGAAGUGGUACGACCUGUGUCAUGUUUGACUAUUUUGUAUCAGGGCCUAGCUUCUCCUCUCGCUUUUUCCCUAACGCCAGCCUAUCCGUCUAUGUCACUUAUCAGAAUGGACAAACAAGUAGAUUCUGGAACCAGCACGCUAAUGACAAAUCGCCGAGGUGGAGACAAGGGCAGUUCCAGAUUGAUCUGAAUGGCAAUAUCGAUAACCGUCUCAUGUUUGCAAAGCCUAAUCCCUAUGCAGUUGUCGGUAUAGACAAUGUGAAUGUCAUGUCGGGAAGCUGUCCACCCAUAGAUUGCGAUGACGAUGAAUGGAGCUGUUCAGAUCGCUGUAUCCAUCCUGACCAGCGUUGUGAUAAAAUCCCAGAUUGUUUUAUGGGAGAGGAUGAGCUCAACUGUGGCAGCAGUAUAGCGUGUGACUUCGAGACUAAGUACCAGUGUGGGUAUAGAAAUAUGUCGGAGUCGUUGUUUACAUCACUCAGAAGUGUAUACACCGGUACAGGCUACCAAGCUCCCAAGUCUGGAGGUAUCUUUCUGGGAUUUCGCUCGGACUCCUACAGCAGAUCAGGCUCAUAUGUAUAUGCUAGCGUGAUGUCACCAAAGAUACAAAUCAACGAAUCAAUGUGCAUGAAGUUUUAUUACUUCGGGAAUGUAGACAGUCUAAGAGUAUAUGCUGAUUACUCUAGUGAUAGACAUUACGACAGCGUUUUCCCUCAUGGAGACGAAUGGCGACUGGGACAGGUCAGCCUCAUGCCCGGAGGAGCUGAUGGGGUAGGAGUAUACUUUGAAACGUCACUCAACAAUUACUAUUCCUCCUACUACUUCGGCCUUGACGACAUAACCUUGUCACCAGGGAACUGUUCUGAACCUAUAGAUUGUGGAGAUGGUAUGGAAUGCAGUGGUUUGUGUUUGCCUGCGACAUCCAUUUGUGAUCGAACCUGGGAUUGCUAUGAUGGACGAGACGAGAGUGAUACUGCCUGCCCCAAUAACAUUUCCUGUGGUUUCGAGAAUUCCUACAUGUGUGGAUACAGUUCAUUCUCAUCUUAUUGGACACGAGUGAAGGCCAAUGCAGGGACCAUUCCAUCAUAUGAUGUGACCAACGGCGACUCUACAGGACAUUUGAUGAAGUUCCAAUCAGCUUAUAACUACGUCAGCUACUCCCUCGCCUCACCACGUCAGAACAUAACCUCGGGAUGUGUAUCCUUCUGGUAUAACAUCCAAUGGGGAACGUCUGGUCAUAUGUCUGUUUAUGAUGCCAACAAUUAUCAGUGGCCUCUUUUCACUGAUAAUGGCGAUCAGUUUGGCUAUGGGUGGCAUCAAGUCAGCGUUCCUAUCCAAGGUUCCUUGAAUGCAGGAGUUGUUUUUAAUGCAACAGGUGGAAUAUUUAACGGCCGGCCAAAUGAAAUAGCCAUUGACGAAGUUCUCUAUCAACCACAGCCUUGUGCAACUUUUGUUCCACCAAACCGAUGUGACUUUACCUGCUCCAGCGCCUUCCCUCCUCGGUGUAUUCCUUACAACCUGUUUGAUGAUGGUGUUCAGCAUUGUCCAAAUGCUGAAGAUGAAUCCUGGAUUUCACCAAAAACAACUACAACUGUUGCUUCUUCAACAACGGUACCAGGUGGCAGCAACUAUCACUGCACAUUUGAAAAUUAUGAUCCAUGCUUUUUAACGAAUGAUACCAAGGAUGAUUUUGACUGGACCAGACACUCUGGUAGUACGGUAUCCACCAACACUGGACCAAGCUCUGCGUAUGAAGGAUCUUACUAUAGUUACAUUGAGACAUCAUCACCCAGGAGCUACGGAGACACUGCCCGUCUGUUGUCAUCUAGCAUAACACUAGGAAGUGAUAGCUGCCUGUAUUUCCAUUAUCACAUGUAUGGUAUUGCUAUUGGAAACUUGUCUAUUUUCGCUGAGUAUGAAGGCAAUACAUCUCAGGUCUGGUCCAGAGUUGGUAACCAAGGUAACAGAUGGUUCCAAGGAAUGGCUACAAUCCCAUCCCCGACAACACAACAAUUAUUUAAACACACAAAGGAUGUAACGAUUGCAAUUGAGGCUACAACGGGUUCAAGCUUCGAAGGAGAUAUCGCUAUAGAUGAUGUAUACCUAGUAGAAGGAAGCGCGUGUGCCUCAGGUGGCAGCAACUAUCACUGCACAUUUGAAAAUUAUGAACCAUGCUUUUUAACGAAUGAUACCAAGGAUGAUUUUGACUGGACCAGACACUCUGGUAGUACGGGAUCCACCAACACUGGACCAAGCUCUGCGUAUGAAGGAUCUUACUAUAGUUACAUUGAGACAUCAUCACCCAGGAGCUACGGAGACACUGCCCGUCUGUUGUCAUCUAGCAUAACACUAGGAAAUGAUAGCUGCCUGUAUUUCCAUUAUCACAUGUAUGGGGCUGACAUAGAAAGCUUGUCUAUUUUCGCUGAGUAUGAAGGCAAUAAAUCUCAGGUCUGGUCCAAAGUUGGUAGCCAAGGUGACAGAUGGUUCCAAGGAAUGGCUACAAUCCCAUCCCCGACAACACAACAAUUAUUUAAACCCACAAAGGAUGUAACGAUUGGAAUUGAGGCUACAAGGGGUUCAAGCUACGAAGGAGAUAUCGCUAUAGAUGAUGUAUACCUAGUAGAAGGAAGCGCGUGUGCCUCAGCCCCUGUUGCUGAUGUCGGUGAUCUUCGUUUGGUUGGGGGUGAUAAGAAAAGUUUUGGACGACUGGAGAUCAGGGAGAAAGGAACAUAUUUCAAGCCUAUUUGUACUUAUUACUGGACCGAGUACAAUUCAUAUGUAGCGUGUCGACAUCUCGGCUUCGGACCAAAUGUGACUACCUUGACCUAUAGAACAAAUGAGUUCGGGCAGGCACCGAGCACAGCGUCUUUUCUCUACAAAACAUACUACUGUACAGGACAGGAACAGUCAUUGAGUCAGUGUCAGGUAUCCUAUUACAGCAGCUGUUCGUCUUACAGCAGCCAUAUUGGAAUAUCCUGUUCAGAAGGGGCCUGUCAUGGUAAAACGACUGCAUGCUUAGCUCCCCACCAAUCAAAUAAAGGGAAUAAUGCCACGUGCGUACCUGAUGAACUGUGGUGCGACGGAAAGGUCGAUUGUCCAGGUGCUGAGGAUGAACAUUAUUGUGCUGAUUGUGCUAGCUGGGAAUUUGAAUGCCACAACCAUAAAUGUAUCAACGCUACAUUGUUAUGUGAUGAUGUCGACCAUUGUGGGGACAGAUCGGAUGAGUUCCAUUGCGUGCAAGCUGAUAGCAAAGAAAACACUAUCAAGAUCAAUAGAGGUGGUGAAUGGCAUGACGUUUGCUUUAACAACAUGACUCAGGACAUGGCCGCUUACCUGUGUGGAGUAGCAAAUGUUGGAGUUUUGGUCUCUUUCGGCCCUCAUUCUUAUGAGAAGAGUGAUGCAGCAACACUAGUGCCUGAUUCGAAUAAUACAAGAGGUGUCAUCAGGAAUCACAGGGCUGAAGUAUUGGGAAGUUCCUGUAGAAUAUUGUCUUUAGAAUGUCGUGCUAUUGAAUGUGGUGUCCCAGUACUAAAACCUGUAGCUACAUUUAUACAAGAUGGAAAUAAUGUUUAUCGUGGUGUACAACCGUGGAUUGCGUCAAUGGAUUACCGUGGAAGUCAUCGCUGUGGAGCAUCACUAAUUGCACCAGGGUGGGCAAUAACAGCCUAUCAUUGUAUUGAAGGUUUAUCAGCAUUUCAUAUUCAUUUGGUGUUUGGUUCUGAUGAUCAAGAUAAGUUCUACACUGAUGGCACAAGAGCAGACGUUAUUGAAAUAUUUUCAGCCCCAGGUGCUGUUGCUACAAACGACAAAAUUCACGCUGAUGUAGCACUUUUGAAGUUGACAACCGUGCCUUACUCUGAUUAUGUACGUCCUAUAUGCAUACCUCCAAAAGAACGUGACUUGACUAUUUACCAAACAUGCUUCAUUGCUGGAUGGGGCAGGGAUGAAAAUGGAGAUUACCCAAACCAACUACAGGGAGCUGUUGUUAACAUUCUUCAUGAUCCAGAGGACUGUAGCGAAAUCUACGCAAAGGAAUUCCCAACUGGUUGGUCGGUUACUGGGAUCUGUAUUGAUAACCGAUUUCCAUUUUCACCAUCCUGCUAUGGUGACUCUGGAGGACCUCUGGUCUGUCAGAACCCAGAGGGAGUGUGGGAGCUGGUUGGAGUAACUAGUUACGGAUAUCCUGGCUGUAGUACCUCGGGAUACCCCGCUGUGUACCAAAACAUACCUACAUACUUCUCCGAGUGGAUUUACAGUGUGAUAGAUACAGACGCGGACAUCGAAUAUCCCGCCAACCCAUAGAUAUCAGGAGAAUGACCUUAUCGCCUACCAAUGUCCAGAACAUCACAUUUAAAUCACUUUAAAUGACAAGAAAUAAUAGUCACAGAAUUAAAUUGCAGUUAGCAUAAAUCAAAUGGAAUUCUUGUGUCUAUUUUGGAGAAUAAUCAUUUAUAUUACUAAACAUGAAAAAAUUACGUAUAUGCUUGUUAUGGUAUGAAAUAUCCUAUACAACGACAUGAAGCUGUGUAUAUUACCUAAUUAUGAUAUCUUAAUUGUACAGGAAAUGGAAUUUGAUUGAUCAAGAGUCCUCCAAAUCAGUACUUUGUGCUUACUAAAUAAUAAUUAUAACUUUGAAUUUCUUAUGGAGAGUACCAAAUAUUACUCAAUGUGUGAGUUCAUACAUCAUAAAGUUAAUGGUAUUCUUUUUUCAUGAUUUUUUUUUUAAUUUUUCUUAUUUUCAUUCUCUCAAUAACAACAGCUCAUAAUAAGUUGUUGAAAGUGUAAUAAGUUUGUGAAAAGUAGCUAAUUUAGUCCUUACAUUAGUACAACUGUACAGACUACAGUGGCAAAUCCCAGUCCACGAGAUGGACGUCCAGUGUAUGUGACUUACUGCUAAACUGGACAUAAUUUACUUAAUGAUUUAUUUAAUUGAGCAACAAGGCUGCUUCACUUGGUUGCCGAUCAGCGUUCCCACUACAAAUGAAUCGUAUGUUAAGGAUUGAAGUAAUUCUAUACUGUUUAGUUUCCGUAUAGGGAGUGUUCCGUACUUUUUUUUCAAAUGAUGUUCACAAAUAAUAUUUUGUAUAAUUUUUAUUAUAUCAUUUCGUUUUAUUCUUAUUAUCUUCUUUCAAAUGAAAUAUAUACACGGAUAUUUUUUGUAAAUAUUAUUUUUACACACGUAUCUUGACAAAGAUGACAAAAAUGACUUUAAAAAAAAGUGAUUUUACAUUCUUCAUUAUUUUGUUUUUAUUAAUGACAAUUGCCAGUUAACAAAAACAGAAUUGAUAUUUACUGUCUGAAAAUUAUACAACAUUGUAUACACUGAAUGACAUUCCAUGUUUAAAAUCAAAAUGCUUAAUUACAGAGAAAAUUGUUCUAUAUGUGUCUAUAAAUAGAUUCUGUGGACGUCUAUUUUUCUUUGAAUGCUUAGUUGCACAUAUUAUUUUCACUAUCGUCAGAACAACAACAUUUAUGGAAAAUGUUCAUCAUUUAUAUAGAAUUAAGGGGGGAUAUCGGCAGUAAUUUACGGUUUAAAUAGAAAGUAGUUUUAAUAAUAUAUCAAUUUUUAAUUGUGAAUGAAUAGGUUCUUGGUAUUGUAAUAAAUAAACCAAGUGUGGGACUAUUACAUAGCCAUGGGCUUAUUGUCGGGUAUAAAUCUACGGCUGGUCAAUUUUGGAUCAAUCUUGAGAUUGGGCCAAUUACCUAGCAAUAGGUUGCAGACCACAGUUUGUGUUAAGCAAAUAACUCCUGUAUCAAGAUAUGCACAAAAAAUAAUUGUACACUAUAAUCGGUAUAUUCAUAUAUAUGAAGUAGUAUUUUAAACAAGCUUGGCAUUUGUUCUUUCUUUUUUUUAAAUGGGGUCGAGAUAAUACAUUUUUGAAAAAGUAUUUACACCAGAAAUUUAUUUUUGAAAAAGUAUCUACACCAGAAAUUUAGUUUAUCCUAUAGCAAAAACUGGUACGUAGCAGAAAAGGUAUGUUAAAUAAGAUUAAUUUUGUCUUUGUGAUAGAGAUUUUAAUUUCAAAUACGUUUAAAAAAAUCUUUUUGUAAAUAUGAUAUUUUGUAAUUUUAAGGUUUUUGAAGUGGUUGCCAUGGUUUUCACAGGUCUGAAAAUCAUAGUAAAAAUAUGUUUACUGAUCCUUGACAGAUGUAUCAAAAUUGCAAACGUUGUGUAGAUUACAAAUAUAUGUACAUUUACUUUAGUACAGGUAAUAGGUAGGGUUAACUGGCAUGUUUACAUAUCUAAAACAUGCGUCUUAUUUUUCAAAAUUUGGCUUUUUUUUACUGUACACUGCUUACCAUAGGUUUUAUGUCGGAUAAGGUUAAUCGUGAGAGUGGGGCCUAAUAUUAGGCCAAGGGCCUAUUGUUGAGUAAAUAUUGUAUAUUGUUAAAGAUUCAUAUUUUUUAAUGAAAAUUACUGCUGGUCAUUAAUUGGAUAAAUCUUGUUAACAUUUCAUAUUUUUCCUGACUUGCUUACUAUGUAAUAUCAUGUUUUAACAUUCUUUUCCUCAUCCAUUAAGAUACAUGCUGUAUGUGAUGCAGACUUUUAUUUUUGUAACCAUGCAUACCUCAUUUUGUAAAAAACCAUAUCAAUAAACACAUCAGAAUGUUUUA
This is a messenger RNA of Pecten maximus, 20844 nucleotides long. RefSeq lists its product as uncharacterized. The transcript has 115 exons. Gene Ontology annotation, molecular function: serine-type endopeptidase activity; protein binding. Gene Ontology annotation, cellular component: membrane. NCBI's taxonomy places the organism in Eukaryota, Metazoa, Mollusca, Bivalvia, Pectinida, Pectinidae. Bases 1 to 18531 code for a protein of 6176 amino acids. The record is from RefSeq and is a predicted model, not a curated record. Gene Ontology annotation, biological process: proteolysis.